AUGGAGAGAUUGAAGACAUAUUUCACCUCACCAUCUAGACGGAGGCGCGACAAUUCGCAAGGAACCUUGACUCCGACGACACCUAGUGCUACUAGCCAAAGCCGAGACGUUGACACCGUGGAUGAAAUUGCGCCCCGCGACACCCUCGGGAACCAGCAACAGCAGCAAGAGGGGCAGCAGCACCAACAAUCGCUGCGACCACGAUUCCUACGCAAGAAAAGCAAGAGAGAAAAGAAAGAGGAUGAGGAUAGGGAUAAGUAUACAUUCCCAAACGGCAUCGCCUGCGCGGUCACAUUCCUCCUCCGCACUCGUCAUAAAAACGGCGGCAAUGACAACACCAACAGCAACGGUAACGGAGCGGCAUCUUCGCCGUCAGCAUGCGAAGCCUCUGUGAAGGAGCUAAGCAUAAAAGGGGGCGUCCAGUUACAACAGUCUACUGAUGUUAUCAAUCCGAUUGACGCUCAGUUGCAACCCCUUACCCUCUCCGCAGCUGAUAAUGCCACCAAUCCAGCUUCCUUCGACAACAAUGGUGACCAUCCCGAAGGGAACACUAGUGACAACGUAGGUGGUAGCCCGGAUGAUAACCUAGGCGACAACCUGGGCGACAACUUGGACGGGAACCCCAAUGGCAACUCAGACGAGACCCUGGACGAAAACCCGAGCGACAACCUAAGCGAUACUCGGGGCAACAACCAAGAUGGCAACCCGGACGAUGUCCCCAGCAACGGCGACGAUGAUGAUGACGGCAGCGCCACAAUCACCUUACCAUCACACCUCAUCCGCCACGUCAGCAGCUUCCGCGGAAUAUCACCCAUGUCGUGGGAAAGGCGUGGAUGGAGCACUCCGUUCUCGUUCAACGUGAGAGACUUCAGCGUAGCAUCAUCGCCAUCCCUAUCUCCUGCUGACCCUCGCUCAAUUGCCGCCCGCCUCGCCGCCCUCAAGCGGGAAGAAGAGGAGGCGCCCCCAAGCCAUUCGGAAAACCGAGACAGGAGAGAAGCCGACAGCGACAAAGCUGACGACGACUACAACGCAGAUUUAUCUGCCUGGUGCCACUUCCUCCGAGCCUUGCACACGCAGGAGGAGCGUAGCAAUAGCAGCCGUCGCAGUCGCAGUUGUAGUCGCGGUCGCUCCCGCCACCGCCGUUGCCGCCACUGCCACCACCACGAUCACCAUCACCACCACCACCGCAGGGCCAUCGCUGCUGCUGCCACCCUAUCUGGAGAGCCAGCUACGCUAGAGGCUUCCGGCACCGGCGAGCGGGGAAGCCGGAGUCGGAAUAGCGAUGGCGAGCACUAUCCAGACGAGGUUUAUUAUAAGGUGGAGGUGAUUUGGAAACUGGCAUGUUCUUUCAAUGAGUGGUUGCGGCAGGGCGAGCGGGGGCGCAGGAGGAUGAGAUCAGGGUCGCCGGAAGCGGUGCGCAGGCAGCUGGAACAGGGCCAGGACCAGGACCAGGACCAGGAACAAGAACCAGACCAAGAGCAAGCCCAGAACCAGGAACAAGGAGAAAGACAACAACUGGAGCAACCGGAGCAACACGAACAGCAGGAGCACCAGGAGCAGCAUGGGCAACAGGAGCAACAGGAGCAGCACGAGCAGCAUCAUCAUCAGAAUGAGCCGUCAGCUGAAGACCUACAUGAAAAUCGGGAUCAGCAAGACGAGCAAGACUCCGAACCUGGUCAGAGCAAAGAGGCUACCCGCGAGGGGCCAGCCGUCGAUCGCGAAGAUGGACGAAUAAGUCAGCUCGACGCCAUCACCGAGGAGAGAAGUGAUGACAGCAGUACUGGUACGAUGAGGCAGAGAAAUACAGACGGCGUUGAGAUCGACAGCUCGGAUGAUGAGCACCCUAGUGCCGCGAUCCACCUGGAUGAGGACAGCAGGAAACAGAAAGUGGAAGAUAUCGCCCUGACCUCCGAAACGAAACACGUGAAGAAGGAGGAAAAUGAUACGCACACCGAACGAGACAGUGCAGACUCGCCUGGUGUUAGUCAGCCACCCCUCAGCGUGCAGGAUAUGGUCCGGCAGCAGCUACACCAGUCCACGCCCUCUUCUUCCUCUGCAGAAUCCGCCAGUCUCAAGGCAGACGAGGUGGCCCAGUCUUGCAACUCCGAUCAGAUGUCACAGCAGCAGCAGCAGCAGCAGCAGCAGCAGCAGAAGCAGGAGGAAGUGAUAGUUGAUGCACAUCUUCUCCCACACCAGCCCGGCGUCAGCAGCGACGACAACAUCAGCGUGAGAAAUCAAUGUCGGCUAUCCCACGAGACGAUUGAAAUGGAGAGCCAAAAGAUCUCACCGUGCGACACGCUCGACCAACACAGAUCCCCUCAAAGAUCCCCUUCGCCGCAACAGGACCACGCAGACCACAGUUUGCGGACAGAGUGCGGCAAGAACUACUACUCGGCCGCCGGCGCGAAGCACUCCGUCUACUGCAAGGACCGCUCAACCUACUGCACGAACGACUCGUCCUACUGGACGCGCGGGCCAACAACCUACAACACGAACAGCCCGGACUCCUCCUACACGACCGGCUCGAAAUGCUGGAGGAACGACUCCAACUACUGCUGCACGGCCGACUCAGGCUUCUGCGCGAAGAACUCAAACUACGACGCGGACUGGCCAAACUACAGGGCGGACUGCUACUCAGACCGCCGCGCAGACGGGGAGAGGGGUGUCAGGGGGACCGGCCGCAAGUGGGAGCGGGCGGAGGUCGAGGGGACCGAGGACGUCGAUUCUCGAGGAGAUGGGUUUGGUGAGGGGCCGGCGAUCAGUCCGUAG
Molecule: messenger RNA, 2769 nt
Organism: Lasiodiplodia theobromae
Lineage: Eukaryota; Fungi; Ascomycota; Dothideomycetes; Botryosphaeriales; Botryosphaeriaceae
Exons: 3
Coding region: 1-2769 (922 amino acids)
Source: RefSeq, a predicted model, not a curated record